Pseudovirgaria hyperparasitica is the source of this 1791-nucleotide messenger RNA. RefSeq names its product alanine aminotransferase 2. NCBI's taxonomy places the organism in Eukaryota, Fungi, Ascomycota, Dothideomycetes, Acrospermales, Acrospermaceae. Gene Ontology annotation, biological process: biosynthetic process. The transcript is spliced from 3 exons. The coding region runs from base 76 to 1551 and encodes 491 amino acids. The record is from RefSeq and is a predicted model, not a curated record. Gene Ontology annotation, molecular function: L-alanine:2-oxoglutarate transaminase activity; pyridoxal phosphate binding.
CGUUUCCUCUUCAUAGAUACUUCUGUCCCGCGUCUUUCUUCUCGCUACCUCGCAUACCUCCUACCCACUCGGACCAUGGCUACUACCAACGGCUCCGGUGCGAAGCUGGCCUUGACCGUCGAGAACAUCAAUCAGAAUAUACGAAAAGCAAAAUAUGCUGUACGAGGAGAGCUUGCGUUGAAGUCGGAGCAAUACAGAGCACAGCUCAGGGAAGGUGGCAAGAACGACCUCCCCUUUGAUAAAAUCAUCUCCGCCAACAUUGGCAAUCCUCAGCAGCUGGAUCAGAAGCCAAUAACAUUCUUUCGCCGUGUUGCGAGUUUGCUCGAAAACCCAGAUCUACUGGAGAAAGAGGACGUCUUGACCCAGCACUUGGGGUACAAGAGCGACGAGAUUGCGCGUGCGAAGUGGUUGCUCAAUGAGGUCCACAGCGUCGGCGCAUAUAGUGCCAGUCAGGGAACACCGGCGAUACGAGAAAGCGUGGCUAAGUUUAUUGAGAAGCGUGACGGUCACCCAUGUAGCGCGAGAGACAUAUAUCUCAGUGGAGGAGCCUCUUCAGGCGUCAACACACUUCUGAAUACCAUCUGCGCAAAACCAGAAGUCGGUCUCUUGAUUCCUAUCCCUCAGUACCCUCUCUACACCGCCUCCCUGGCUGUCCUCAAUGCCCGUUGCGUUCCAUACUAUCUCGACGAAGAUCAAUCAUGGGGCACCAACUUGAAAGAGAUCAGAGACGCAUACGAGAAAGCUACUGCGGAGGGUACUGAAGUGCGGGCGAUUGUUGUCAUCAAUCCUGGAAAUCCCACUGGUGCCAGCCUGCCCGUAGAGGACAUCACAGCGGUACUCAAGUUCGCCGCAGAGAAGAAUAUCGUAGUCAUGGCAGACGAAGUCUACCAAACGAACGUCUUCAUUGGCAAAUUCGUGUCAUUCAAGAAAGCGCUGCGGGAUCUACAGCAGUCCAGCCCAGGAACAUACGACCAUGUCAACCUGGUUUCGCUGCACAGCAUCUCCAAGGGCAUGGUCGGCGAAUGCGGACAUCGUGGCGGAUACUUUGAGUUGAUCGGCUUCGACCCAGAGGUUGCGGCGGAGAUCUACAAGUUCAUCUCCAUCCAGCUGUGCCCGCCAGUCAUCGGCCAGUGCAUAGUCGAGAUGAUGGUAAACCCGCCCAAGGAAGGCGAGCCCAGCUACGAGCUGUACAAGAAAGAGUACGAUGGCAUCUAUGACGGCCUGAAGAAGCGCGCUACUGCCCUGUUCGAGGCGUUCAAGAAGAUGGAGGGCGUAAAGUGCCAGGACCCGCAGGGAUCCAUGUACCUCUUCCCAACCAUCACACUGCCCAACAAGGCCCUCGAAGCCGCAAAGAAGGACGGCCGCGCCGCCGACGAGUUCUACUCCCUCCGCAUGCUCGACGCGACGGGCGUCUGUGUCGUGGCUGGCAGCGGCUUUGGCCAGAAGGAAGGCACGCUGCACUUCCGCACAACCUUCCUGGCUCCGGGCACGGACUGGGUGGGACGGAUCGAGAAGUUCCACAAGGAGUUUAUGGACGAGUUUAGAGACUAGAUUUAGAUGAUUGGAUUGAUGGUGUGGUGCUGGAAUUUGUGGGGAAAUACCAUGGAUUUUUCACUGCGAGCGCAAGGGGGGGCGGGCUAGAUUUGGGAUUGGUUGUUGAGGGUAUGGGUAUACUAUGGAUAUACUGUAGAUAAAACUAUAGAUAUGCUGUAGGUAUACUAUAGAUAUAACUAUUUAUACGACUAUAGAUAUAACCAUAGAUACGACUAUAGACAUAUAGCAUCUAUUCAC